Molecule: messenger RNA, 3647 nt
Organism: Archocentrus centrarchus (flier cichlid)
Lineage: Eukaryota; Metazoa; Chordata; Actinopteri; Cichliformes; Cichlidae
Product: leucine-rich repeat-containing protein 4C-like
Exons: 1
Coding region: 1-1947 (648 amino acids)
Biological process (GO): regulation of axonogenesis; synaptic membrane adhesion; modulation of chemical synaptic transmission
Cellular component (GO): postsynaptic density membrane; glutamatergic synapse; plasma membrane
Molecular function (GO): cell-cell adhesion mediator activity
Source: RefSeq, a predicted model, not a curated record
AUGUUAAACAAGAUGACCUCCUAUCAGCAGCAGCAGAUGAUGCGAGGUCCUAGGUGGAACCGGGCCUUGUCCGACCCUUUGUUUGUUCUGCUCCUGGCCCUCCAGCUGCUGGUGGUGGCAGGACUGGUUCGUGCUCAGACGUGCCCCUCUGUCUGUUCGUGUAGUAACCAGUUCAGCAAAGUCAUCUGCACCCGCAGAGGCCUGCGGGAGGUUCCUGAUGGCAUCUCUACCAACACACGCUACCUGAAUCUGCAAGAAAAUCUCAUUCAGGUCAUAAAGGUGGACAGCUUCAAACACCUAAGACAUCUCGAGAUUCUACAGCUGAGCAAAAACCACAUACGCAAAAUUGAGCUUGGGGCCUUCAAUGGACUGGCCAGCCUAAAUACGUUGGAGUUGUUUGAUAACCGCCUCACCACCAUCCCAAACGGGGCAUUUGAGUACUUGUCCAAACUAAAGGAGCUUUGGCUAAGGAAUAAUCCCAUAGAGAGCAUUCCCUCCUAUGCUUUCAACAGAGUGCCCUCACUGCGGAGGCUGGACCUUGGAGAGCUCAAACGGCUCUCCUAUAUAUCUGAGGGAGCCUUUGAAGGGCUAAGCAAUCUACGCUACUUAAAUCUGGGAAUGUGCAAUCUGAAGGAAAUUCCCAAUCUUAUUCCCCUGGUGAAGUUGGAUGAACUCGAAAUGUCAGGAAACCAGCUAUCUAUCAUCCGGCCUGGUUCAUUUAAAGGGCUCAUACACUUACAAAAGCUGUGGAUGAUGCAUGCCCAGAUCCAGACCAUAGAAAGGAAUGCUUUUGAUGACCUGCAGUCACUUGUGGAACUCAAUCUGGCCCACAAUAACCUUACCCUCUUGCCCCAUGAUCUCUUCACUCCUCUACAUCACCUGGAGAGGGUGCACUUGCACCACAACCCAUGGAAUUGUAACUGUGACAUCCUCUGGCUAAGCUGGUGGCUUAAAGAGAUGGUACCAGCAAACACCAGCUGCUGUGCCCGCUGCAGCUCACCUCCUCAUCAUAAGGGACGAUACAUUGGUGAGCUGGACCAGAAUUACUUUCACUGUUAUGCUCCUGUUAUUGUGGAGCCUCCCACAGACCUAAAUGUGACAGAGGGAAGUGCUGCAGAGUUGAAAUGCAGAGCCAGCUCUUUGACAUCAGUGAGCUGGAUUACACCCAAUGGUUCCAUCAUGACACACGGUGCAUACAAGGUCAGAAUCUCUGUGCUGAAUGAUGGCACACUGAACUUUACCAAUGUUACCAUGCAGGAUACAGGCACAUAUACAUGUAUGGUCAGUAAUUCUGCAGGUAAUACAACAGCAUCUGCCACACUCAAUGUUUCCUCGACAGAGAACAGCAGUUUCAGCUACUUUACCACAGUGACCGUGGAGACAAUAGAAACCCCACAUAAUGAAGGCUUCACCACCACAGUGCAACAGAAGGUCGGCCCCACACCAUCUGCUGGUACAUGGGAGUCUAUCUCACCAACCUCUACAACAACCACUACCGUCCGAACCGCACUCUCCACCCGUGCUACAGAGAAGACUUAUACAAUCCCCGUCACAGAGCUGGGUGGUGAGGGACCACUGAAUGGCUUGGAUGAGGUAAUGAAGACAACCAAGAUCAUCAUUGGCUGCUUUGUUGCAAUCACACUCAUGGCAGCUGUCAUGCUUAUUAUCUUCUAUAAGAUGCGCAAACAACACCACCAGCAGAAUCACCAUGCACCCACACGCACUAUUGAGAUCAUCAAUGUGGAUGAGGACUGUGUAACAGGAGGCCCAGGCAUGGAGGGCCACCUUACCCUGCCUCCUCUUGAGCACGAGCACCUCAACCACUAUAACACCUAUAAGACUGCAUACAACCAUGCCUCCACUAUCAAUUCUAUACACAGCUCAGCGCACGAACCUUUGUUAAUCCGGGCCAGCUCAAAAGACAAUGUACAAGAGACCCAAAUCUAAUACUUUUGUGAGACAUUUUAAAACUGAUGAAAUUACUUACAGGCAUUAUUGACAGAACAUUACUGAUCUUUGGUUGUGAGGACUGCGGCUGACUCUUGGAGUAACAGACUUGUGUUUGGCAAAUCAGCGACUAGCAAUGUUAAUUCAGUGACUUUGGGAAUUAGAGUAUGUCUACUGUUUCAAAAGUGUCUUUACAAAGCAGAAGUUAUUUAUUUAAGAAAAAAAUAUUGUGGUUAAAUCAAGAAAAACUGUAUUCUGCUAUUAUUUUUUCAACACCUAAUUCAUGUUUUUUUUCCUCUCAUGUCACAAAAUUGGUUUACUAAUAUACUUUCAAACUCUUUCAAAGACGUGUCAAGAAAAAAAAAAACAUGAAACAAAUCAUUGUUCCUUUAUUAUUCUUUUUUUUUGAAUAGCUGCCGAUUUUGGAUCAGAUGACAUGGUAACCUCAUUUUCCCCAUGUAUCAAAGAAUCCUAGAGCACAUUAGUGAUUUUCUCCAGCUGUGGAUUAAUUGAUGGAAUCUUUUGUGACCAUCUCUAACUGAGAUUAAUUAAAUACUUGUUCAUCAUUUUAGAGUGAGUGACAGAACUGUAAGUGAUGGAAUCUGAUCAUUAUUCAUUGUUUAAUUAUCUAUCACGUACAUUAGGCACUCUCUGCACUGUCAUCAAUAGACUGAGGACCUGAAAUGAUGGAAAUACAUUCUUUUCUGCUACUGUUAAAGUUGAAGCUCACAACUAGAAGUACAAUUUUGUUAAAUUAAAUACUGUUCAUCUAUGUCUUUGUGUUUCUAAUGUAUAUGUAAAAUUUAAAAUGAUCCCUGAUCUCAAAUUUGUCUUGACAAAUCUUUUCAUUAUUAUAGAAAGCAUAUAAUAAAUUGCAUUAAGAACCAUUGAGAUUCUGAAGGUCAUGCUACAAAAGCAACAUUAAUAAGUACUUUAGAAAGAACAUAAUCAUGACUGGAUUAUGAAAAUAAUGUCUGUGCAGAUGUACAUGACUUAAAUUCUGGCAAAAGUCCACUGCCUCAAAAUGUUUCCAAUGUAUCAUGGCUUCACCUUUACCUUGCAGUGCUGUGUAAUGUUGCAUAUGAAGAUGAUUGCUUUGAAGCCCCCUUUUUCAUGCUGGGACCCCUUACCUCAUCUGCAGUACUGCAGGAGUGCUGUCAGAAGCAGACUGAUGAGCUGAAGAAAGAGCUUAAACCCUUUAUACAGCUGUCUGAGCACAUUGCCUGUCAUCUUCGUGCCAUAUUUCCACAUGGGCAGUGCCUGGCAGUCCCAGAUUCACACCCUGCUCCUGCCAACCACAGAACUUGUCCCUGAGUGGCAAGGCUUAGCUGCAAGAGGCUUAUGGGGUGAAUGUGUGGGAUCGGGCAUCAACCAGAUGUUUGGGUUGCACCUGACUCUCUCCCACUCUGUUAGUGACAACACAAUUUACAUUUUAAUUGAUAUGCCCAUGGGCUUUGGAUAGGCACAGCUCUGCUGCCACCCAUACCCUGGAAAGCAUUUCAAAGUCCCAAAUGUAAUGAAUGGUGCCAAGCACCGUAAAUGCAGUGGUUAGGCAGACAUUUCACAGAUGGCGCUAGUUUAUUUUUAGCAAGUUGACUGUGUUUUUAACUCAACAGAAAGAUAUGCAAAAAGGUUAGGCCACUUAAUUAUUUUUGUUUUGUGUGUUUAUUAUUUAUUUUUAUUGCACUUGCAGUAAUGCA